GUCACCAUGGCGACGAGACGCAGAAAAUAAAAACUCUGCAGUGUGAUGUAUGAUAAGGAUUGUUGUUGUCUUACACGGAUAGAUGUUAAUAGGAUGACGAACCGGACCUAAAGCGUUUUCUCCGUGACUUUAUUAGCUGUGUGUGUUUGUGUUAACAACAACGCUUGUACCGUCUCGGGACCAUUAUACCUCUGUCUGUUCUCCUAAAAAUUAGCAAACAAAUGGCAUGUUUAAAAGCGGUACCUUUAAGACUGCGAGCUGUGACAACGUCUAAGAAAGCGGCCGAAACAUCGUCAAAGUCCACUCAGAACGUUUUCGAGAGACUGCCAACUGAGAUUCUGGUUAAGAUUCUGUCACACUUGGAUGCCUCUGCACUUUUCAGCAUAAGCCACAUCACCAAACUAUUCCACCAGCUUGCCAGUAAUAAUGAUCUGUGGAAGAAACUAUACAUCGCUGAGCUUUGCAACGAUAAAAAGAAACAGAAUAAGCUCGUGAAUGUCCAAGUUUCAACCAAGAAGAUUGGGGAUUAUGCUGCAGGCUACUGGAAAGAGCUGUAUUUGAAGACAGUAGCACAACGGGACAUGAAAAUUUGGAAAUCUCUUCUUGGAACCAUCAGCAUCCACACUGGUCUACCGAGCCAAACAGAGCAAGUCCUCAGAAACCUGCGUGUCACCUGGGAACUGACCGUCACUGAUAAGGCUGGACGUGAGAGUACACUGGAGCUGAGCUGGUCCCAGUUCUCUGAGACUUCACUGACACUGUGUUGGUGUGGUGGAGACUGCUUGCCUAACUACGAGCAGAUUUCCAGCCUUCAACUCCAUGGCGUCAGGAGGUUUGCCCUCAGCCGCCCCAGCCUAAAGAAACCCGGCAGGAGGUCCCUGAUGGAAAACUUGGACAUGCGGUCUCUAACUAAAAGCACACAGGUCAUUGGACAGGACCAGCUGGUGCAACUGAAGUUGUUACAGCCUGGAAUCAUCAUUGGUCUUUGGAGGGACCAGGGCUCUGUAGCCUUCAUCAUGUUCACUCUCCACUUCUACAAACUGGUGGAGAGAAGCACUCAGGGAUCUUCUGAUUGUUCCCAUGUAGAGCCAGUCAUCCAACCCCCUUUUGAUGACAUAGACUCUGAAUACGGUCUCCAUGGUUACCAACUACAUAUUGUUCUCCACAACACCGUAUGCAAAUUCAUGUCUGAAAGCUUUUCGCAGCUCUUUUGUCGCAGAGCUCACAUCUCAGAUGGAUUCAUCAUGCUCACUGCCAUCAGCAGAACCAACGCCUCACAGCACAUCCAGCUUUCAGGGAGCAUCACAAUGCCCUGGAGGUGCGAGGCCUUGGAAGGUGCAGUGGAGAAUUGCUGCAUCAUGUCUUUGACGCUGCUGGACGAAUUCAGGCAGCCCUUCAUCUGUAUCAGUUCUCCUGUUUCUGUGGAGCUGGAAAAGGUGGAUGUCUCUUAUGACUAUGAUGGUGAACACUAUCUCAUCCACUAUAAGGACUCAGACAUUCAGGUGAAGAUGCAGCUUGCAAAGAUGAAGAAGAGACAGACUGUCAUCAGUUUAAUUGUCAAUGUGAGUGUUUGUAUUGUUAACAAGCAUUUCAGCAGAGGUUACUGAUCUAUGUGUGUUUCUGUUUUUUAUGUGUAGAGUGAUUUUACAGCCAGUAUUUUGUCCAUUCUGUGGAAAAUUGUCAAGUGGAGUGUAAAGUUAGCCACAGGACCUUGAUCCCCACCCACUUAAAGUUAUAGAGUCAUUGCAAUGAAUAAAUGGUGUGAUUAAAACCUG
This is a messenger RNA of Girardinichthys multiradiatus, 1775 nucleotides long. RefSeq names its product F-box protein 15 (gene fbxo15). Gene Ontology annotation, molecular function: protein binding. The coding region runs from base 222 to 1607 and encodes 461 amino acids. NCBI's taxonomy places the organism in Eukaryota, Metazoa, Chordata, Actinopteri, Cyprinodontiformes, Goodeidae. The transcript is spliced from 9 exons. The record is from RefSeq and is a predicted model, not a curated record.